GUGGAAGAAGACGCGGCGAAGCUCUGUUGUUAAAUUUUUACGUGAUAGUGACAAAUUUGAAACGUUAUGAACUAAAAGUCAAAUCUCAAGUGUGUUGAUUGUGAUCUUGUCAAACUGUGUUUAUGUGAUAAAUUCAAGUAUUUGUUUGGGAUUAUAAACGGCAGCGCAACUUCGUCCUAAAAGUUGGCCUCGUGCAUUAUGAGACUAGAUCGCAUACCACUGUGCAAUAUCGAACCAACAUGACUCAAAGGGAUGAAGUGCAGAAGUUCGAGCAGGGACGAAUACGUUUCCUGCAGGAAGAACGUCUGCACAUACAAAAGAAGACGUUUACGAAAUGGAUGAACUCAUUUCUUCAGAAGGUUCGGAUGGAGGUGGACGAUUUGUUCGUAGAUUUAGCAGAUGGAAAAAAAUUACUAAAACUCUUGGAAAUCAUAUCCGGUGAAAAAUUGGCAAAACCAAACAAUGGCAAAAUGCGGGUACACAAGAUCGAGAACGUUAAUAAAAGCCUGGCGUUCUUACACACAAAAGUUCGACUGGAAAGUAUAGGCGCAGAAGAUAUCGUCGACGGAAAUCCGCGCCUUAUUUUAGGUCUUAUCUGGACGAUCAUUCUUAGGUUUCAAAUUCAAGAAAUCGAAAUCGACGUGGACGAAGAAAAUGAAAGUUCUGAAAAGAAAUCUGCCAAAGACGCUCUUCUCUUGUGGGCCCAACGAAAAACUCACGGUUAUCCUGGUGUUGAAAUCCGCGACUUUUCGUCGUCAUGGCGAACGGGGUUAGGUUUCAACGCUUUAAUCCAUGCCCACAGGCCUGAUUUGUUCGACUACAAUCCAUUACUUCAUAAUCGUAACAUAGAUAACUUAAAUCAUGCCUUUGAUGUUGCCAAUAACGAAUUGGGGAUUCCACGGCUUUUGGACGCUGAAGAUAUUGAUAAUACUAGACCAGAUGAAAAGAGUAUUAUGACCUACGUUGCUUCCUACUACCACACAUUCGCACGAAUGAAGAACGAAGAGAAAUCAGGAAGGCGUAUUGCAAAGAUCAUCAAGCAGAUGGUUGACGCCGAUAAAAUGAAGUCGAACUAUGAUAGGCUUACGACAGACUUGCUCGACUGGAUUAAUAGCACCAUCGUGAAAUUAGAAGAUCGAAAUUUCCCUAAUUCCUUGGAAGGCAUCCAAAGUCUUCUCAUACACUUUGCACGUUACCGAACGCAAGAAAAACCCCCAAAGUACAAAGAACGAAGCGAAAUAGAGGCUCUAUUUUUCAAUAUAAACACACAACUUAAGGAACUGAGACAACCUGCUUUCAACCCUGCCGAUGGUAAACUGGUUCAAGAUAUAGAACGAGCGUGGGAGACUCUAGAAAGGGCUGAACAUAGUCGCGAAGUCGCUCUUCGUAGCGAACUGCGACGACAAGAACGUCUGGAACAACUUUUCUACAAAUUCGAACGUAAAAGUGUCCUUCGGGAGGGUUACGUUAGAGAGAUGAUCCAGGUUCUUUCGGACCCACGCUACGGCUCGAAUCUGGCACAAGUAGAUGCUACAGUAAAGAAACACGAAGCUAUCAGUGCUGAUAUUCUGGCUAGACAAGAUCGCGUCAAUGAUUUGACCCAAAUGUGUGACGAACUGGUUAACGAAAAUUACCGAAAUUCAGAUCGUGUUAUCAAAAGGGAAGCCGAAAUACAGAAGAACUGGAAAGAGCUACUGGGUUUGUUGGAAAAACAUAAGUUUAAUCUGAACAGAAUGGUCAGUAUCAUGGCACUAUUGAGAGAAAUCGACACAGCGUUAGCUAGCAUGCAACAAUUGAAAGCUGACCUGUCUACUGCGGACACGGGAAUCCACUUGGUGGCCGUUGAAGAGUUGCUACAUAGACAUGCACUGCAAGAACUACAGGUGAGUUCUUUGGGUGAAACGGAAAGACGACUACAUCGACUGGGUGAGAACACCACCGUGCAAAAUCCGAAAGAACAGGAACUUCUUACGAAGAAAUUGAAUGAACUGUCCGCAACAUACAAGGACUUACAGGAUGCCAGUGCACGACGUAAAGUGCUUCUAGAAGAAGCAAGAAACUUUUACCAAUUUCUAGAAGAUCAAGAAGAUGAAGAGUCGUGGUUGAUCGAAAAACAAAGGAUAUGUCAAGCUGGAAUCACCGCGAAAGACUUACGAGGAGUACUAUCUUUACAACAAAAACACAAAGUACUAAUAGACGAGAUUAAAGCUCGCAGGAACAAAUUCGACCAAUUAACUGCUACUGCGAAACAAUUACUCGCGGAUAAGCAUCCCAGGUCGGGCGAAAUCCAACAACACAUGCAUAGGAAUAGACAAGCCUGGGACGACUUAGACAGACUAGUCAAUGAGAGAACAAAACAGUUGCAAGAUGCAGCUGAAGCUUACCAAUUUUACGCAGACGCCAAUGAAGCAGAUUCUUGGCUAAAUGAAAAAACCUCGAUUUUAAAUUCUAGUGAUUACGGUACUGACGAACCAAGUGCGCAAGCUCUUCUUCAGCGACACAAAGACCUAGAAGGCGAAUUAAACGCCUACAAAGGAGACAUUCAGAGUCUGAAUGCACAAGCUGAUCGUUUAAUCGCUUCAGGAAUUUCUAAUCUUGACCUAACUGCAGAAGUACAAGUUGCAGAACCUACCGAGGACGUCGUGUAUGAAACCAGGUUGAUUCCAACCGAAGUAUGGGUAGACGAACCCGUCGAAAAAAUAGAGUACAAAGUAGUAGUCGAAGAGAAAAAAGUACCUCAAGUCAAAGCUCUUUAUGCCUUCAAUGAUCACGGUUUGAACAUGAUCAAAGGCGAGGUUAUGUACUUAUUGAACAAGAGUAACCCUGAUUGGUGGUGUGUGCGGAAAGCUGAUGGUACGGAUGGGUUUGCUCCAGCGAGGUACGUUACAGAAAUCGAACCUCGCCUCCUCCAGAUGCAGUACAAAAAGCCUGAAACUAUCAAAACUGUACAAAGAGUGAAGAAAACGAAAAUGAUUAGUCAAAAAGUGCCAGUUAAGGUUUUCAGACCCAGAAAACCGGCUAAAAGGAGAGUGGAUGAUAAUGAUAGCGUCCCCAAAAGACAAAAGAAGAUCAAUGAUACGUACCAACACCUAUUGGACCUAGCUGCCAAAAGACGUGCUCUUCUGGAAGACGCUGUUAAAUUGUUCCGGUUUUAUAAAGAGUGUGACGAUUUUGAGAAAUGGAUUAAAGACAAAGAGAAGUUGUUGGCUGUUGACGAUCCUAACGAUAAUGUUGAACAAGCGAAGCGUAAAUACGAGAAAUUCGUCACAGAUCUUUCCGCUAGCAAUAAACGCAUGGAUGAACUUAACGAUGACGUGAAAGAGUUCGAGAAGGCCAAACAUUCUCAAAUUGACAAAAUCCGAGCGAGACACCGACAAGUGCAAGCUGCUUGGCAGCAUCUUAACCAACUGAAAGCUCAAAAAGAGAAAAGUUUGGAAGGAGCCAGCAGUGUCGAACUUUUCCAAAAAACUUGCGACGAAGCUAGAGACUGGAUGUUGGAAAAGAUGACCCAACUUGACUCUCAUGUUUUGGGUCACGAUUUGAAAACAGUACAAGCGUUACAAAGAAGACACGAUAAUCUAGAACGAGAGCUUGCACCUCUUGAAGAGAAAGUAAACAAAGUAAUGCUUUUGGCCAACUCCGUCAAGUCUUCUUACCCCAACGAACGUCAAAAUGUAGCACGCAGACAAGACGAAAUAGAAGACUUAUGGCGUCAAGUUAAAGAUAAAGCUAGUGAACGCAGAGCUCGACUAGAAGAUGCAGUCGGUCAGCAGAUAUUUACCAAUUCUUGUAAAGAUCUCUUGCAUUGGGUUGCUGACGUCAAAGAUCAACUGAACGCAGAAAAUAUGGUGAGAGAUGUCCAAACAGCUCAAGCACUUUUGAAAAGCCACAAAGAUUUGGGAGAAGAGAUCAGAGCAAAGGAUGAUGAGUUCAAAGAGUUGACAAAUUUGGGAAAGAAGCUUUUGAAAUCGAAUCCAGGUCUUUCAGAAGUGGCUGAACGCAUCGAAAGACUACAAGCUGAACAAGAAGCUUUGGGUCGCGGUUGGAAAGAAAAACAACGUUGGUUAGAACAGUGCUUACAGUUGCAGUUGUUUAAUAGAGAAGCCGAUAACAUAGAUGCAGCCACUUCAGCUCAUCAAGCUUUCUUGGAAUUUUCUGAUCUAGGGAACUCUCUUGACGAAGUCGAAGCUUUGCAAAAACAACAUAGAGCUUUUGCUAACACUUUGUUUGCGCAAGACGACCGUGUGAUUGCUUUUAGCAAGAAAGCAGACGCUUUGAUUGCCGAACAACACUAUGAUAGUCAAGGUAUCGACGACAAACGCAAUGAAGUCAUUCAAAGACGUCAAGCCGUCAAGGACAUAUGCCAACAAAGAACCAACGCGCUAGAUGCGUCUAAAAACUACCAAGAGUUUUGCGCCGAAGUUCACGAUUUGCGAAGUUGGCUGAACGAGAAGUUGAAGACUGCGUCGGAUGAGAGUUACCGCGAUUUGAGUAAUCUUGAACGGAAGCUACAAAAACACGAAGCGUUUGAACGUGAACUCAGAGCGAAUGAGGGUCAGUUGAGAACCGUGAACAAACUCGGGCAAGCCCUGAUUGCGCAAGACAGUUACCGUAAAGCUGAUGUUGCUAAGACUUUGAAAGAAUUAAACGACGAAUGGCAGCAACUAGUCGGAAUUUCUCUCGAGAAAGGUAGAAGAUUGAGACAAGCUGUAGCCCAGCAUGACUACAACAACUCCAUCGACGACAUCCAAACUAGAUUGGACGAGAUUAACGAAAAUUUGAGCAGUGACUAUGUUGGAGGUGACCUAAGAUCUUGUCGCGAGCUUUUGAAAAGACAAGAUAUUCUUGAUAGUGAACUUGCACUCUGUGCAGGAAGGGUGGAUGAUCUAGUCAAUAAAAGUAACGAUAUGAUGCAUGAUGGUCAUUUUGAUGCCGACGCUAUUCGUCAGAAGGCCUUAGAUGGUCAGAAGAGGCUCAAAGAUCUAGAGGAGCCAUCACGAAAGAGAAGAGAAGCGCUAGAUGAAGGUCUGAAGUUCUACAAAUUUGGUUUUGAACUAGACACGGAAUUGCAGUGGAUUAAAGAACAUCUUCCACUGGCUUCGUCUGAAACGCUCGGUCAAAAUCUUCACCAAGCCCAAAACUUUUUCAAGAAACAUAAAAAAUUGGAGGCUGAAAUAGCAGGUCAUCAACCUGUCAUUGACAAGACACUGCAAAACGGACAAAAUUUGGUGGAUUUAGACCAUCCUCAAAGUGUCAGAAUUCAAGAAUUAUGUGCCACCCUGAAAGAUGCUUGGGACGAAUUGAACACCAAAGCGGCCGAACGUGCACUGAAACUAGAAUUGUCUUUGAAAGCUCAACAGUUCUUCUUUGAAGCGAACGAAGUGGAGUCUUGGUUGAACGAAAAAGCUGAUAUUUUAGCGAGUACUGACUACGGGAGAGACAGAGAUGCUGCCACCAAACUGCUAACAAAGCAUAAAGCUCUUGAACUAGAAUUGGAUACAUAUAACAACAUCAUUGUCGAAAUGGGUCGUGGGGCUCAAGCUCUCAUACAAAACAAGCACCCAGAUUCAAAAUUGAUUGCGGAAAGACAAGCCAGUCUUGAACAUCUGGUAAGAUCUUUGCAACGAAAAGCGGUUCUAAGGCAACAUCACCUCAUGGAAUCGCUAUUCCGUCACGAGUACUUUUUGGAAUCGGAAGAGCUUGAGAGGUGGAUUGCUGAAAAUCUGCAACAUGCGUCGUCUGAAGAUUACGGACAAGAUUACGAACACUUAUUGGUGUUGCAAGGAAAAUUCGAUGAUUUGAAACAUCGGAUUGAAGCAGGCGCUGAACGAUUCCGACAGUGUGAAGAUUUAGCUCAGAAACUAAUAGCGAAUGAAAGUUCUUAUAUUUCUGACAUACAAAAGAAACAACUGCAACUAGAGACCCUUACCCCGUCACAAGCUGUUGAAGACGUUAAAGAAAGGCACGACGUCACACGGAAAUCAUGGGACAAAUUACAUGACCAAAUGAAGAACCGCGAGAAGCGCCUCCUAGCGGCAGGCGAGAUCCACCGCUUCCACCGAGACGUGGCCGAAGCCUUGCACCGAAUCCACGAGAAGAGCGCAGCUUUGGGCACCGAUUUAGGUCGUGACCUAAACUCAGCUUUAACUUUGUUACGAAAACACGAAGCUUUUGAAAACGAAUUAGUAGCUCUAGAGGCUCAACUGCAAGUGCUCGUAGAAGACGCGUCCAAAUUGCAGAAGGUCUAUCCCAGUAAUCAAACCAACAUCCAGCAACAACAACAGCUUGUUGUUGAAGCUUGGAAUGGUUUGAAAGAACGAACUGAACUGAGACACGACCAGCUUCAAGCUAGUGUUGACUUACAGAAAUUCUUGGCUCAGGUUAGAGACUUGACAAACUGGGCGACCGCCUUAAGAUUGGACAUGAAAGCUGAAGAAAACGUCCGCAGCGUGCAAAGAGUGCAAGUUUUGAGAUCAGAACACGAAGCACUGAAGAAUGAGAUUGAAGCUAGAGAAGGAGAUUUUAGAGACGUUGCGGAUAAUCUUGCUGCUAUGGAACAGACAGGGCAUUAUGCUGCCGCUGAAGCGGCAGACCGCUAUAGGAAUCUUCUACAGGAACGAGAAAACCUGCACACAGAGUGGCAGUUGAAGAAAGUUCAUUUGGAUCAGUUGUGCGAUUUGCACAUGUUGCUAAGGGAAGCUAAAUUGAUUGAGAAUGCGACAAAUGCGCAAGAAGCGGCUUUGAGUAAUAUGGAUUUCGGAGAAACCGUAGAUGAGGUUGUGAAACAAGUGAAGAAAUAUGAAGAAUUCGAACGAUUGAUAGCACAACAAGAUGAAAAACUGGACGUUCUGAUUAACACGGGUAAUAAAUUGAUCGCUCAGCAACAUUUCGAUAGUGAGCGCAUUUCGCAACGUUUGAAAGAAGUAGCAGGCAAGAGACACAACGUCCAUCAGUUGUGUGCCCACAGAAAACAACUUCUAGGAGACGCCCUUCUGUACGCCGAAUUUAACAGAGACGUGAGCGAAGCUCAAACUUGGAUAGCCGAAAAACAGAAGAAUUUGGAAACACAAGUGAAGACUGGCGAAGUGACUAGUCUAGAAGAUAAAAUCAAAGAGUUGCAAAAGCAUCAAGCUUUCCAAGCCGAAAUCGCCGCCAACGAAGGCAAAAUCAAAGAAGUCAAGUCGAAGGGAGAGACACUACUUAGAAAGAACCACAAAGCGUCUAAAGACAUCCAGACGCAAUUGAAGAACCUCGACGAUGCCUGGAAGCAACUGUUGCGCGAAGUAAACUCCCGUGGAAAGGGUCUUGAAGAGGCACAAGACAUUCUAGAAUUCAAUAACCAACUCGACAAGAUCGAAUCCUGGAUCAGAGACAAAGAGGUCAUGAUUUUAGCCGGUGAUGUAGGAAAAGACUACGAACAUUGUCAAGCUUUGCAGAGGAAACUAGACGACGUUGAUAGCGACAUGCGCAUUGAUGAUACCCGAAUCAGAAACAUCAACUCUCUAGCUGACAAACUCGCAACUCAAGGUCACCCAGGAGUGCAAGAAAGACGCGACAACUUCGUCAGAAAGUGGCACGAUUUGCAAGGAGCUUUAGCCAACUAUCGCGACCAACUGGCUGCGGCUUCUGAAAUUCAUUUGUUCGAUCGGGACGUCGCCGAUACUGCUGAAAGAAUCACCGAGAAACGUCUAGCCAUGGAGACUGACGACGUCGGACGCGAUCUGGCGGCUGUGGAAGUUCUCACAAGAAAGCAAGACGCUUUGGAGAGCGAGAUGACCGCCGUGGAUAACAAAUUGCAAGACCACGGCAAGGACGCCGUACUACUGAGUAACAAAUAUCCUCAUUCCGUCAACCACCUCCAAGCCAAAAUGGAUGAGUUGCAAGACGAGUGGGAGAAGCUUCUAACGGCAAGAGAAGCUAGAAGAAGCAAUCUAAAAGGAUCGCACGCCCGCCACAAGUUCUUGUCGGAUGUUAAAGACCUAGAGGUGUGGGUUAUUGACACCAUCAAAAGAAUGGAAGCGCACCAAAAACCAAACAAUGUUAAUGAUGCCGAAACUCUUCUAGCUCUUCACGACGAGUUGAAAGCCGAGAUUAACGGACGCAACGAGACCUUCGCUAAGUUGAUCAGUUUCGGUCGGAGUUUCUCGGAGAGUGAUGAUCCCGAUAUCAUCGAAGGGGUGAGUCGACUCGAGGACUUGCAAGAAAACAUCCAACAAGUGUGGGAGCAAUACAGAGACGCGUUAACCUACGAAUACGAUCUUCAAGAUUUCAAGGAACAGGCGAAUCAAUUGAACAACUGGUUGGCAGCGAAGGAAGCGUUUUUGAAUAAUGAUGACGUUGGUGAUACUCCUCGUGCGGUAGAAGCGUUGAUCAGAAAACACGAAGACUUUGAAACCAUGUUAACCCAGCAGCUGACACGCAUCGACGAACUAUCACAGAAGAAAGUCGGCGAUAAAAUCCCUUCAGAUCCUCACUAUCCGAAUAGUGAGGUGGCCACUCGAUUGAAUGAAAUAAUCGCCCGGAAGGACCGGCUUCUGGAUAAAGCCGCCGAACGCAAGAAAAUCCUGAACGAAUCACGGGCGUUCCAGAGGUUCUUGAAGAACGAAUAUGACGUUGAAGUCUGGUUGAACCAGAAACUCCAAAUUGCUAGUGAUGAAAAUUAUCGCGAACCGUACAACUUGCAGAGCAAAAUUCAGAAACAUGCUACUUUUGAAGCUGAAAUAUUCGCCAACCACGAACGGGUCAAUAGCGUGAUUGAAGAAGGGCGUGAUUUGAUCGAAAAUAAUCACUAUGCAGCUAAAGACAUCAUCAUCCGAAUCGAAGACUUGGAAAAUUGCUGGAAGCAGGUUCUCGAGAAAUCGCAACUGAAACGAGAUCGUUUGAACGAAGCAUAUCAAGCUCUGCUCUUCAACCGGUCACUCGAAGAGUUUGAGGCAUGGCUGUCCGAAGUGGAAUCGCAGUUGAAUUCGACCGAUACAGGCAAAGAUUUAGCGUCGGUGAAUAACUUCCUGAAAAAACACACUGCUUUGGAGAAUGAUAUUCACCAACAUUCAGAAAACUGUGAAAGUAUUAAUGAUGCGGCUGAUCAGUUCGUGAAGAACGACCAUUUCAUGAGUGAAGAGAUUCAGCAGAGGGCGCACGACGCAAUCACCAGGUACCACCAACUGAAGGAACCUCUUCAGCAGAAGCGAGAUUUGUUGGAGGGUUCGAUGAUGUUGCAGCAGUUCACUAGGGACGUAGAUGAUGAAUUGCAGUGGUUGGUUGACAGAGAACCUCUAGCUGCUUCUACUGAUUUAGGAACAAGUUUGACGACAGUACAAAGUUUGCAUAAGAAGCAUCAAGCCCUCGAAGCUGAGUUGUCAUCAAGGGAACCAAUCAUUGGAUCGCUGCUGUCCAGAGCAACUCACCUUACUCGAUCAGGACAUAGCUCGGCACCGUUCAUCAACAAAAAAUCGAAAGAGUUGCAACAGAAAUUCGCACAGGUUAGAGACUUGGCGAGUCUGAGGAGGCUUCGAUUACAAGAUGCUUUGGAAGUACAAACGUAUUAUGAAGAGGCUGCAGAAGCCGAAGCUUGGAUACGCGAUAAGCGACCACUUCUGGCUACCAAAGAAGUUGGUAAGGAUGAAGAUUCCGCCGAGUCAUUGAAACGUAAACUAGAAGCUGUAACACUGGAAGUGAAAGCAUUUGAGGUUACCAUCAACAAGUUAAGGCAGACCGCCGAGGAGUUGAUAGAGCGGCAGCAUUACGACGCCAGAAACAUUGACACAAAGAAGAACCAGUUAGACGACCAAUUCAAAGAACUCCGAAAACUCGUGUCCGAACGUGAGGUACGCCUAUCCGAAGCCCUCCAAUACUUCGCUUUCGUCCGCGAAUGCGUAGAUGUCCAGGAAUGGAUGAAAGACCAAAUCCAGAAAACCGACUCAGAAGAAUACGGAAACGACGUCGAGCAUGUCGAACUGUUAAUCCAAGCCUUUGACACUUUCCACGCCAGUUUAAUGAGCAGCGAGCCCCGAAUCCAUUCUUGCAUCCAGAACGGUAAUCUUCUGAUUGAUGCUAAGAGCAGCCAUAGUUCUGAAGUCCAACAAAGAGUGUCUGAAGUCCGCGAUCACUGGAAUGAUCUUCUCGAACUUGCCAAUGCGCGUAAAGACGCGCUAGCUGGAGCUAAGCAAGUCCACGUUUUUGAUAGAACAGCUGAAGAGAUCAUUUCGUGGAUUCAAGAGAAGCAUGGGGACUUGCAGUAUGACACGUACGGGCAAGACUUGGAAAUUAUACAAGAUCAGCUUAGGAAUCAUCAAGGUUUAGAGAAUGAGAUGAAAGCGAUAAGAGAAAAGGUCGAAUAUGUGGAACAAGAAGGAGAGAAGUUGAUUAAUGAAUUCCCCGAUACGAAGGAGCACAUUGAUGAUAAGUGUGAAGACAUGUUGAGUGCGUGGGGAGGAUUGCAAACCGAUGCCGCAACAAGGAAAAAUCAUCUUCAACAAGCCGAACAACUACAAGCGUACUUCGAUAACUAUCAAGACUUAUUGGCAUGGAUUAACGAAAUGUUGGCCAAGAUCACCGCGCCAGAUCUACCAAGUGAUUGUAAUGAAGCAGAACUUUUGAUAGAAAGACACAAAGAGCAUCAAGUUGAAAUCAAAGCCAAGUCGAAUAUGUUCAAACAAUUUUAUGAUUCAGGCAACAAGUUUAUAGCAGAAGAACACUUGUUUGCGACCGAUAUCGCCGAGAAAAUAAAAAUUUUGCGACAGAGGCUGGAUUUAUUAAAUAACGUUUGGGAAAAACGGAGUAUUUUGUAUGAUCACAAUUUGGAUGUACAACUAUUUAAACGCGAAGCUACUACUUUGGAAACUUGGUUGGUCGUUAGAGAAGGAACCUUGAAAGAUGGAACGGUUGGCGACAACAUUUCUCAUGUGGAAGAACUUAUACGUAAACACCGUGACUUUGAAGAAGCUAUCAAAGCACAAGAAGACAAGUUCGAGGGACUUAAACGAAAAACUUUGAUCGAAGACGCAUUCCUUCUCCAACGCGAACAAGAAGCCCUAGCCCGAAAGGCUGAGAAAGAACGUCUUGAACAAGAACGACUGGAACAACGCAAACGCUUCGAAAUCCAAAAAAUCAACGAAAAGCGGCGUCAAGAAAUGCCACGCCAAAUCGAAGUCCCCCAAAUCCAAAUGAACGGAACCAAACAAGAAGAAGUUACGAAAGAAGAACGUCCCAUUCCCACAGUCCGUAAAACAAACUCAGUCGUACAAACGUUCGAACGAGAGAGAGAUCGCAGUGGUUUGAGAAGAGGGUCAGAUAGUUCGGUACAACGUUCAGCUAGUAUGAAGGUUGGUACCCCCGGAACGGUUAACAAACCAAAACGAACACCCACUUUUACGACGAGGAGACGCGGAUCAUUUAAAGCGAAAGCCAAUGAUGUGAUGCCCCCAGCCGAUGCACAGUCAAUGUUGGAACGAAAACAGUUGGCAACAGCCGGUGCCAAGCGGGCGUCUAACAGAGGGUGGAAGACUUCGUAUACAGUUUUGUGUGGACAGUUGUUGUGUUUCUUUAAGGGUAAAGAAGAUUUCGCGGCGAGCAAGGCCAGUGGUCCACCAGUUAACAUUCACAACGCACUGUGUACAGUGGCUGAUGAUUACCAAAAGAAAAAGCAUACGUUCCGAUUGGCCAUUACCGACGGGUCAGAAUUCUUAUUCGCGUGUAAUACGGAGGUGGAAAUGGACGAUUGGAUCCAGAAAAUUAAUUUUAGGGCGAAACUACCGCCAAGUCAACAAUUGUUACAUUUGGAAAUUCCGAAGGACCAAAAUGAAUUCGAGAUGAGUUCCCAAAGUAGCAGGACCUCUAGUCCGGACGUUUCCGAGCAGGUCGUUCUACGACACGAUCCCCAAAACCAGAAUGGUAGUUUGUCAAACAUAUCAUCAACCCGCCAUACUAUGGGGGAAAGUCCACCACCUUUACCGAUGAGUGAACCGCCAAUUAAUUAUGCCGGACAUCGUCCAUAUACCUUAGAAACCAGUGGAUCUAUUUAUGAUGCCGGCGGUAUGUCGUCGAAGCAAGAGUGGCAACAUCCUGCGCAACGUCCAGCCAGCAUGCAGCCUAAUAAUGAUGCACCAAAGUCCCGUUUGUUCGAAAGAAUUUUCAAAAAGAAGCGAAACACAUCCCAAAUGUAACUAAGAUUUCGUACAUCCAUAGCAUAGUACCUUGUAGUAUUAUAUUUACAUGAUUGUUUUCUUUUGUACAUAGAUUCAUAAGUAUUAUAUGAAGUUACACAACAAUUAUAAAAUUUUAUUAUUUCAAAAUAUAUUUUUAAGUUAUC
This is a messenger RNA of Zophobas morio, 12310 nucleotides long. RefSeq names its product spectrin beta chain, non-erythrocytic 1 (gene kst). Gene Ontology annotation, biological process: actin cytoskeleton organization. Bases 240 to 12164 code for a protein of 3974 amino acids. The record is from RefSeq and is a predicted model, not a curated record. NCBI's taxonomy places the organism in Eukaryota, Metazoa, Arthropoda, Insecta, Coleoptera, Tenebrionidae. Gene Ontology annotation, molecular function: actin filament binding; phospholipid binding. Gene Ontology annotation, cellular component: cortical actin cytoskeleton; plasma membrane; cell junction. The transcript is spliced from 21 exons.